Molecule: messenger RNA, 1896 nt
Organism: Arvicanthis niloticus (Nile rat)
Lineage: Eukaryota; Metazoa; Chordata; Mammalia; Rodentia; Muridae
Gene: Plin1
Product: perilipin 1
Biological process (GO): lipid metabolic process
Cellular component (GO): lipid droplet
Source: RefSeq, a predicted model, not a curated record
GUGUUUCUGAGGAGGAGACCUUCCACAGCUGGGUUGUCUGAGACUGAGGUGGCUGUCAGCUGCUCGUGGAGAGUAAGGAUGUCAAUGAACAAGGGCCCAACCCUGCUGGAUGGAGACCUCCCUGAGCAGGAGAAUGUGCUCCAGAGAGUCCUUCAGCUGCCUGUGGUGAGUGGGACCUGUGAGUGCUUCCAGAAGACCUACAACAGCACCAAAGAAGCCCACCCCCUGGUGGCCUCUGUGUGCAAUGCUUAUGAGAAAGGUGUACAGGGUGCCAGCAACCUGGCUGCCUGGAGCAUGGAGCCGGUGGUCCGCCGACUGUCCACGCAGUUCACAGCUGCCAAUGAGUUGGCCUGCAGAGGCCUGGACCACCUGGAGGAAAAGAUCCCAGCGCUUCAAUACCCUCCAGAAAAGAUUGCCUCUGAACUGAAGGGCACCAUCUCUACCCGCCUUCGAAGCGCCAGGAACAGCAUCAGUGUGCCCAUUGCAAGCACUUCUGACAAGGUUCUGGGGGCCACUCUGGCUGGCUGCGAGCUUGCCUUGGGGAUAGCCAAAGAGACAGCGGAAUAUGCUGCCAACACCCGAGUCGGCCGAUUGGCCUCUGGAGGGGCUGAUCUGGCUCUGGGAAGCAUCGAGAAGGUGGUAGAGUUCCUCCUGCCACCAGACAAGGCGGAGUCAGCCUCUUCUUCUGGAAGGCAGAAGACCCAGAAGGCUCCCAAGGCCAAGCCAAGCCUCGUGAGGAGGGUCAGCACCCUGGCCAACACUCUUUCUCGACACACCAUGCAGACCACAGCAUGGGCCCUGAAGCAGGGCCACUCUCUGGCCAUGUGGAUCCCGGGUGUGGCACCCCUGAGCAGCCUGGCCCAGUGGGGUGCAUCAGCAGCCAUGCAGGUGGUGUCCCGGCGGCGGCAAAGUGAGGUGAGGGUGCCCUGGCUGCACAAGCUGGCAGCCUCCCAGGAUGAGAACCAUGAUGACCAGACGGACACAGAGGGGGAGGAGACAGACGAGGAGGAGGAAGAAGAGGAAUCAGAAGCCGAGGAGAACGUGCUUGGAGAGGUAACAGCCCUGCCCAACCCGAGAGGCCUCCUGGGUGGUGUGGUACACACCAUGCAGAAGACUCUCCGGAACACCAUCUCAGCAGUGACAUGGGCACCUGCGGCUGUGCUGGGCACGGUGGGAAGGAUCCUGCACCUCACACCAGCCCAGACUGUCUCCUCCACCAAAGGGAGGGCCAUGUCCCUAUCCGAUGCCUUGAAGGGUGUUACAGAUAACGUGGUAGACACUGUGGUACACUAUGUGCCGCUUCCCAGGCUGUCCUUGAUGGAGCCCGAGAGUGAAUUCCGAGACAUCGACAACCCUCCAGCAGAGGCGGAGCGCAAAGGGUCGGGGGCGCGGCCCGCCAGCCCGGAGUCCACGCCACGCCCGGGCCAGCCCCGAGGCAGCUUGCGCAGCGUGCGGGGUCUCAGCGCACCCUCCUGCCCGGGCCUGGACGACAAAACCGAGACGUCAGCGCGUCCCGGCUUCCUGGCUAUGCCCAGGGAAAAGCCUGCGCGCAGGGUCAGCGACAGCUUCUUCCGGCCCAGCGUCAUGGAGCCCAUCCUGGGCCGCGCGCAGUACAACCAGCUGCGCAAGAAGAGUUGAGCAGUCUGAGCCUCUGCUCGCCCCGGCGCCACCCCACAGGAAGGUCGCUUCUGCCCAAGGGUGGCCUCUUAGGAGCCCGAGCCACAACCCCACGAUGCUCUCUCGAGGAACGCAUCAUUUCUAAAGCAUCCUUUGGGGGCUUGACCAUCAGAGCCAAUAUUUAAGGGGCACCAGAGCAGCGGCCGACUCUCUUCUCUCUCGUGGGCAGAAUCUCUUAAGGCUUUUUUAUUUUUUUUUAAACUAUAAAAGCAAUUGCUU